Polistes dominula (European paper wasp) is the source of this 1641-nucleotide messenger RNA. Its product is annotated as adenosine deaminase. The record is from RefSeq and is a predicted model, not a curated record. Gene Ontology annotation, biological process: adenosine catabolic process; inosine biosynthetic process. Lineage: Eukaryota; Metazoa; Arthropoda; Insecta; Hymenoptera; Vespidae. Gene Ontology annotation, molecular function: adenosine deaminase activity.
UAAGUUAGUAGACCGUGAACAGCCGAAGUGAUCGGUGAUCUCAACGAUUGUCUACACAUUGAAAACUUUCAUUUUCUAUUAUUAUAUACAAUUAUAAAUAAACAAAAAUAAAUAUUUUAAGUGAAUAAAUUGAUUAUCAUAAUCAUGAACAAUUUAAUUAUUUUAAUCUCAGUAAUUUUUGGUUUAUUGUCUACUGUAAAUUCAACACCUUUUGAUUACUGGAAAUUAAGAGCUCAAAUAAUUGAAAAUGAACAAAAAUCUACCCUUGGAGGUCAACUUGAAUUUAAUCAUGGUGAAAAAAUUGCUAACGAUUUUCUAAUGUCGAAGAAACGUGCCGAAUUUCUAAAUGCAUUUAAAAAUUCAAGUAAUUUUUUACCUGCACAUAAUUUCGUAAAUGUAAUAAAAGACAUAGAAAAGUCCGAAGUUUAUAAGAUCAUUCAAAAAAUGCCAAAAGGUGCUGUACUUCAUGCACACGACACAGCACUCGUUUUAUCCGAUUGGAUUUUACGAAACGUAACAUAUCGACCUAAUCUUUACAUAUGUUUAUUAACAAAUGGCAAAUUAAAAUUACAUUUUUUUGACGAACCAAGUACAGACUGUAAUUGGGAACUUUUAAGUAAUAUUAGAAAAAUUGUACGAAAUAUCGACGAAAGAAUAUACAGAGAAAUGACUAUGACCAUGGAAGAUAUUGAUAAUUAUGCCGAUGUCGAUGAAGCAUGGUCUAAAUUUAACAAAAUAUUUUCAUUUAUUAAACCAUUGCUCACUUAUAAACCAGUUUGGGAGGAUCAUUAUUAUCAAGCUUUGACCGAUCUUUACAAUGACAAUGUUAUGUACAUCGAAUUUCGUACUACACUUCCAAAUUUGUACGAUCUCAAUGGCACCGUUUAUUCGCAACUCGAAACAGUCGAGGUUUAUAAAAAGAUUACGGAAAGAUUUGUGUCAGAACAUCCAGAUUUCAUAGGUGCCAAACUAAUAUAUGCACCUUACCGUGGUAUAAAUGUAACAGAAUUGGAUGAAUAUUUAAAAACAUUGAAAACAAUCAAAGAUAAUUAUCCUACAUUCUUAGCUGGAUUCGAUUUAGUUGGACAAGAGGAUAAAGGAACACCUUUGAUAGUUUUCGCUAAUAAAUUGAAAGAUUUCGAUCCAUCGAUGAAUUAUUUUUUCCACGCUGGUGAAACUGAUUGGUAUGGUACAAGUACUGAUGAAAAUUUAAUUGAUGCUGUUCUAUUAGGUGCCAAACGAAUUGGACACGGAUACGCUUUAACAAAACACCCACUCUUAAUGGAAAUGGCAAAACAACGUGGAAUCGCAGUUGAAGUUAAUCCAAUCUCCAAUCAAGUUUUAGGUCUUGUAAAAGAUCUUAGAAAUCAUCCAGCAGUCGAAUUAUUUGCGAACAAUUAUCCAAUCGUAAUAUCGAACGAUGAUCCUGGAUUAUGGGGUGCUCGAGCAUUGAGUUAUGAUUUUUAUCAAGCUUUCGUUGCUAUCAUGUCACAAAAUUCAGAUUUGAGAGCUUUAAAACAACUAGCAUUGAAUUCAAUUACGUACAGUAGUUUGAAUGCUGUAGAAAAGGAAAAAGCAUUGAAAGUUUGGAGACAAAAAUGGAAUAAUUUUGUACAAACUUUAACUAAUCAAGUUGUUUAA